AGUAUUGAUAGAGAGCGGCAUCCUGAUGUGUGAUGCACAACACGUGGGUAAUUUUCAAUGGGUGUCUUUGGCAGCCAGUGAUGACUGGAUGAAAAUUCUUGGGAGUCAUGUAAUUUGUAGCCAAACAGGCGCUAUCCAAGAACUUGAUCUGUUCUGACACAGCCAAAGAAGUGAACAUUAUAUAGAUCAAUACAAAGAUAAACUACAUUUUUUUCAAGUUAGAUAGCUAGACCUAUUUCAUCAUGGAGGUUGUUUAAAAUCUGGCUGAAAAUACUUAUCUCAUUCAAAAAAUCUUUUCUUGUCCCAGCAAAGUGCACAGUGAAAAUGUGUCCUCAGUUCACCUGUGGGAUGUGGGGCUAGAAAGGAGUUCUUGGCAUUUGGUCACAAAUGUUUCAACUCAGAGAUAUCAGAAGGUAAGGCUAACUAUGGUUAAUGAUCUCAUCGUGACAAGGAGGUAGGGGCUGGGAGGAGUUAAAUUCUCUGAUGAAAUAUUUUAAAGUGAUCUUCAGUAUGCUUUGUCCAAACAUGCUCCUGCAGUUUUCCAUCCUGGCUCUGAUCUUCAUUACUUGUCUUCAUAAUUUGGAUGAGAGGCCCUUGAGGUUUGUGCAACAAAGGUUUGGAACCUGCACUGAAGUAACUCCACGAUAUCUUUGCAGUCCCUGAAGACAAAAAGGUAAAUCAUCAGCGGAAUGCGUGAUCUGCCAAGAUCAGUCUUACAUUGUAUCUUAAAACAAAGCGAAUUUCAUUAACAUUCUUUAGGCAGCAAGUCAGUCUGUUCUACUUCAGUUAUGGGCUGAAGAGCUGCAGGGAGUUGCUGCUUUUUUUUAUCUUUAAAGCAAGAAAGUACGUGCAAAUUGACAGCGUUAGAAAGUCUGUGUGUGAAAGGUCUAUUUGUGUCUUUUCAAAGACCAAGUUCCACAUCCCUUUUUAUCUUUUAUUGAUUAAGCAAUUCUUGUUAAAUUAAUGCACCUUGCAGAAGACAGUAUCAUGCAACGCUUCAAAAUAUCUUUUUGUUCACAUUUUUAAAAAACAGUGAUUGGAUUUAAUUUGCUAGGGUACGUGUGAAUUUUGCCCUCCUGUUUGCAAAUUAGUAGUAACUGCCUUGCCAGCUUGUUUUGUUGCUCUACAGAAGACUAUUAAUGGUGUGUCCAUGUGUUCAUAUGAAUGGAAUUUAUUUUGCGGUACCUACACUGCUGAGUAGCAGGAAUUCACUUCAGCAGUUUUGUUCUUCAUCCUUUCUGCUUCCAUGUAAUUUUGCUCUGAAGAAUAAUUACUACAGUGAUAAUCUAGCCAAUCAAUUUAUUCUGUUUCCAAUUUGUAGUGUUUGAUUUACAAAAGGAAAAGAUUCAUGGUGAUUCUGGUAUCAUAGUUAGGUUUUUAAGUGGAUGUAUCUUUUAGGUUUGGGAGUGGGUUUUUCUUGUCUUGCUCCCAGCCCCCCCCAGCAACAACAAACUCAAGAGCUUUAAGCAAAACUGUUUCAGCAUCUCUGUUUUGUUUUGUUUUGUUUUUCUGCACGAACUGGAACAAUAGUGGACAUCUCAAAAUCAAGCUGGUGAAAGAGGAUAUAGAGAGAGGCAACAUACAUAGGGAGGGUCAACUAAUGUGUGCAAACACUUAAUUGGCUCUAUCUCAUCCAAAGCUGCAGGUAAGAAUUCAGUGAAGUGUGCAUAACAAGCACACAGUUCUUUUCAUGGGUUUUUAAUGCCAAAGCAUUUGGCCCUCAUAAACUUGUGUUGUAGGCAGCAGCAAUGAUCAUAACUCUGCCUAGAGAAGGCCCAUUGUCUAUCUGUUCCUGCUGGCAUGUAGAGUUACAGCAGCCAUCUUCCCUUGUCCUGAGCUCUCCCUGUGAGGCCACUGACUUGUCCCAUACGUUUUUCAGUUCAUUCAAGUGUAGGUUUAGGAGUCCAAACAGUACGUGGUUGUCCUUGGUGUUUAUGGACUGUAUUCCUCCCGCUUGGUGUUGAAGAUCACUGAUGAUGAGCAUUUGAUUGCAUCUGUAAAAACUAAUUUUGACAGUGCUGAGAUGUUUACAGCUGCUUGUAGCUGAGCUUAUUAGUGGCUUAGCCCUCGUUAGCUGCCAGCUGUGAAAAAUCACAUACCAUAAUGUGCAUCUUACUAAAGCCUAGAAAAAUAUUCAUGAGAAGCAGCUGGGAACCUUAACUCGUCUGAUUCUUGUUAACCUCCCUCUACGUGCAACACUUUGCCAGAAUCUCCAGAGUGUGGCUAUCGCAUAAGAAAGUGAAAAAUAAAUCACAUGCCAGUUAGCAAAGCUAGUACCUGAAGUGAAGCUGUAAGCAGCUCAAAGCAUCUGAGAGAAAUCCGAGCUGAAUGGGUCUCUUGGAAUCUUUUUGGUUUUGUCCUAUAGGAAGAAUGUGGUUAUCAUUUAUAGCAUACAUUAGCAUCUUGCCAUAGUUUAUGUUGUAAGAAUUAUGUGCACCAUUUGGUGUCUGAAAUGCAGUAGAAGUAAUAUUGGAGCUCCCCUGAACUGCAGUGGGCUGUGAGUUGUGCCCUUACACUUUGGCAUCACCAAAUGCAUUAAUGUAAGCAUUUUUAAAAUGGAAAUACAAGCAAAUUUUGACUGUUGAAGACGAGUUGUGUUGAUGUGUAAUGAUUAAUUAACUCAGUGGCAUAUAAAGAAAGGGAGUAGGGAAGAAGGUGUGAGCUGCCUGAGACAUUUCCAUCUUGAACAGUGCUUAAAGUCAAGUAAGUGUGAAAUAAUUUUCUUUUCCUACUCAAGUGUGGACAUGUUCCAGCUCCUCUGCAGGAUGUGUUGUAAUGAUUUACUCUUUGCUGAAUUCCUGUGAAAGCAAUCCUUUGUAAUUUCAGAGCCUUGAUGUCGUGUUUAUAAAUGACCUGGCCCAGUAGAGUCAGCCGCUUGGCAGGGUUGUACUGGAGCUUACUUUUGAAGUGCAGCUGGUAAAUGGAAGGAUGAAGGGGUCAGGAAUUUCACUUCUGUGUCUGUGUCUUACACAGUUCUGUACAACCCAGAAUUCGUGGUUUACUUUGAAGCUCGGGCUUUUCUUCAGCAUUCUGGGAUGUGAGGAAGUACUGGCUGUAUGUAAUGAGUUUGUGAGGGUUUUGGUGUUGUACCUUUAUCCCCCAACUGAUCUGAGACAAUCACGGAGCAGAGAAGGCCUUAAGCUUGCAGUAGGAGUAGACAGGGGAGAUCGGCACAGCUGAACAGGGCACGGUUCUGCAGAAAAGAAGGCUUUUACAGGACCACACAGCAGGCCACGUAGAGGUAUUUGUAUUUUUCCGAGCCUCAGUUAGUAUUGAGCCGCUGGACUGACCUGCUUCCAGACUUCUUUUUGCCGGGGUGCUCCCCUUCCUCUGUCCCCAAGGCAAGGUGCCCCGGAGCCUGCGGUGCCAGCUGGCACGUCCUUCCCGCAGCAGCCCCGCGCCUGGCUCCUCCUGCUGUCCUUAUAACAGCCAGGAUGCAGCCAGCGUUCCCGUUCCAGCAGUUCCAUUGUGCCUGCUCAUCGACCUGCUGCCGCUGAGACCAAGUCAGACCAAGCUAGGAGAGGCUGAAGGGAUUGCUGUAAGUGAGAUGCUGCCUUCAAUCACUGCUGUGCCUGUAGCUGGCAAAGAUUGAAGCUUGUGUGCAACAGGCUGUCUCCUGCCAGGCUGAUGGCUGUUCAUCUUUUCCACUGCUCUGUUUAAUACUAACGCCUCUCUUCAGCACUACCUGCAGUAGAAUGAUUGAGGAGUAAUGCUGUCUUUUUUUGUUUAGGUUUUGAAAGACUGAGAAGUUUCUAGAGCCCAUUCUAGCAAGGAAGUUUCCUCCAAACAGUAACUAUUUCUGCUGCAAUGGACAAAGCACUUCACUUUAUGUUCUGUGUGGUUACAACUGUGCUGCUCCUGAGAGAAUCGAGCCAGACAGGAGCAAUGAGGAAUGAUGAUGCUAUGAUUAAGGCCAAUGACUUGAGGGGACCAGAAGAGAAUCUUCCAGUUUUGACUGUCACAACAAUCUUGGAAGACCCCUAUGUCAUGGUGAGAAGUGCAGAACUGGAGGGAUACUGCAUUGAUUUGCUGAAAGCACUUGCUUCAAUGCUUCACUUCAGCUACAAGGUGAAGGUGGUGGGAGAUGGGAAGUAUGGCACCAUCUCUUCCACUGGGAACUGGACGGGGAUGAUUGGAGAGAUUCUGAGACAGGAAGCGGACAUUGCAGUGGCUUCCUUGACAGUCACAUCAGCAAGGGAAGAGGUGGUCUCCUUCACGACGCCAUUCCUGCAGACUGGCAUUGGGAUCUUGCUUCGAAAGGACACUGUCUCUCAGGAGAUGUCUUUCUUCCACUUUCUGGCUCCUUUCAGUAAGGAGACCUGGACUGGCCUCCUAUUUGCUUAUGUGCUGACGUGUGUCUGCCUCUUCCUUGUUGCCAGGCUGAGCCCUUGUGAGUGGAAUGAGCCAAAGAAUGAAGAGAAUCACUUCACCUUCUUAAACAGCCUCUGGUUUGGAGCAGGAGCACUCACAUUGCAAGGUGUCACCCCUCGGCCCAAGGCGCUGUCUGUGCGGGUCAUCGCUGCCAUCUGGUGGCUCUUCACCAUAGCUUUGUUGGCUGCUUACAUCGCCAACUUCACCGCGCUGCUGAGCUCUGGCAGCGAGCAGCUCCCGAUCCAGACUUUUGAAGAUCUUGUGAAGCAAAGAAAGCUUGAGUUUGGGACACUGGAUGGCUCCUCCACUUUCAACUUCUUCAAGAACUCCAAGAAUCCCAUCCAUCAGAUGAUCUAUGAGUAUAUGGACAAGAGACGAGACCGCGUUUUAGUCAAAACCUACCAGGAAGCGGUUCAGCGCGUGAUGGAAUCCAAUUACGCCUUCAUUGGUGAAUCAAUCUCUCAAGACCUUGCAGCCGCCAGGCACUGCAAUUUGAUCAGAGCCCCUGAAGUUAUUGGAGCCGGAGGAUUUGGCAUUGCCACGGCCCAGGCAUCGCCAUGGACUAAGAAGCUAUCAGUUGCUGUCCUCAAACUGCGCGAGUCGGGUGACCUUGACUACUUGCGCAACAAGUGGUGGGAGUCCAGCUGCCUUCACAAAAGUAGAGAGAGAUGGAGUCCUCUGCAGCCCCAAGCUCUGGGUGGGCUCUUUCUUACUCUUGCAAUUGGCCUCGCAUUGGGAGUGAUUGCAGCUGUAGUGGAGCUGUCAAAUAAGAGCAGACGUGCUGCUGGACAGGUCAAGAAAUCUUGUUGCUCCAUUUUCACAGAAGAAAUGUGUACUCGUCUACGUAUAAAAGAAAAUACAAGACAAACCCAGGAGACUUCAGGAAGGGCUAAUGCUUAAAAAAAAUUCUUAAGGAAAGGGCAUAUAUGAAGGUUCUACCAUAUAUAUGUCAUAGGAGUUACAUCACUGUAGAAGGAUAUUUUUCUGCAAGACUAGAGUGUUAGUUUCCUAAUUACAAACACACAGCACUUCCGGGUUGAUGGUGGAGCUGGUCAUAGAAGAAAACCAAGCAGCCUGGAGGAAUUUAAAUUGAUAAGGGGUAGAAUGCAACUGCUAACAUUAAGGGAGGUUAAGCUGUGGGAUCACAUCUGUGUUUAAUUUAGAAGUUUACUGUGUAAGUGCAUGAAUGCCUAUAGGAGUAAGUGACUUGGGAUAGGUUAAUAUGAAGCCUCUGCAUACUCAUUAUAGAAUGAGAGGCAAUCUUGAAAAUUAAAGCUUUUAUCUGACUGUUCUAAUCAAGAAUAACUGCUUCUUAAGAUUUUAAUUAUAAACAGACUGUACUUUUUCCCCUCUUCUAGGCAAAUGACAGUGAUCACUGUGAAGGUCAUUUCUGAAUCAGAAAGGACAUUACUUUCAUCCCAAUAAUGCAGGAUUUAACUGUAUUCUAUAUAGAGACCUAAAAUCUGAGAAAGGGAAACCUUGCAAUGAAGGAACUAGAUUUAAGAAACGUCUGUUUUUCAUCAGAAGAGAGGUUUCCUUGUUUAGCUACAGAGGACAGUUUGUCUGAGUUAUCCUGACUGGGAAGUACUUAGAAAUAAGAUUCAUACUUAAAAUCCAAGAGCAGCAGAACACGAACAUCGGCAAACAAAGUCAGUUAAAGAAAGUACAAAUUCAGUAGGCAAGGGAGAUGAGUGAAAGGCAUUUUGUGUUAUUUUCUUGCUGUCAGAGAAGGAUCUUUGAAAUUCAUGGGAAACAGUUACUUUGGUUACAUAUUAAAUAGUUUUCUAAUUAA
Numida meleagris (helmeted guineafowl) is the source of this 6163-nucleotide messenger RNA. RefSeq names its product probable glutamate receptor. Gene Ontology annotation, biological process: synaptic transmission, glutamatergic; monoatomic ion transport; modulation of chemical synaptic transmission. Gene Ontology annotation, cellular component: postsynaptic membrane; AMPA glutamate receptor complex; dendritic spine. The coding region runs from base 3808 to 5271 and encodes 487 amino acids. Lineage: Eukaryota; Metazoa; Chordata; Aves; Galliformes; Numididae. The record is from RefSeq and is a predicted model, not a curated record. Gene Ontology annotation, molecular function: AMPA glutamate receptor activity; transmitter-gated monoatomic ion channel activity involved in regulation of postsynaptic membrane potential. The transcript has 11 exons.